Messenger RNA from Octodon degus (degu), 945 nucleotides. RefSeq names its product olfactory receptor 6N1-like. The record is from RefSeq and is a predicted model, not a curated record. The transcript has a single exon. Gene Ontology annotation, cellular component: membrane. Gene Ontology annotation, biological process: G protein-coupled receptor signaling pathway. Gene Ontology annotation, molecular function: olfactory receptor activity; G protein-coupled receptor activity. Lineage: Eukaryota; Metazoa; Chordata; Mammalia; Rodentia; Octodontidae. Bases 1 to 945 code for a protein of 314 amino acids.
AUGGAUCUUGUCAACCACACAUGGGUUCAGAGUUUUAUCCUUGCUGGAUUCACUACCUCUGAGACCCUACAAUCUUUUGCCUUUGUGGGAACUAUGUGUGUUUAUCUACUCACUCUUGCAGGGAACUUGUUCAUCAUUAUUCUGGUGAAGACAGAUUCUGGGCUUUCCACACCCAUGUACUUCUUUAUCAGUGUCCUGUCCUUCCUGGAGCUCUGGUACGUCAGCACCACGGUGCCCACACUGCUGCACACCUUGCUCCAUGGGAGCUCACCCAUCUCAUCAGCUGCUUGCUUCACACAGCUGUAUGUUUUCCACUCACUGGGCAUGACUGAGUGCUUCCUAUUGUGUGUCAUGGCACUGGACCGCUACCUCGCCAUUUGUCGCCCGCUCCACUAUCAUGCCCUCAUGAGCAGACAGGUACAGCAAUGGUUAGCAAUGGCUGCUUGGUUGGUUGGCUUCUCAUCUGCACUUGUGCCAGCCGGCCUCAUCGCCACUCUGCCCUACUGCUUGAAGCAAGUAGCUCACUAUUUCUGUGAUCUGGCACCCUUAAUGCGGUUGGCCUGUGUGGAUACAGACUGGCAUGCUCAUGUCUAUAUCGUGGUUAUAGGCUUGAUCAACACCUGCAAUCUUGUUAUUAUUUUAGGGUUCUAUGGAGGUAUCUUAAAAGCUGUGCUGAAGCUGCCGACAGCUGCCAGUCGUGCCAAGGCCUUCUCUACCUGUUCCUCCCAUAUAACUGUAGUAAUAUUAUUCUUUGGCUCUGCUUUCAUUGUGUAUGUAGGGCCACCCGUGGUACGUGCUGAGGGCAGAGACAAGCUUUUAUCCUUGGUGUAUACUUUUCUUACUCCUUUUCUCAACCCAAUUAUUUAUACCCUUCGCAACAGGGAGGUAAAAGAGGCUGUUAAAAGGAUCCCUCAGGGGAUUAGGGGUAUGCUUCAAAAACCCUGA